Molecule: messenger RNA, 558 nt
Organism: Knipowitschia caucasica
Lineage: Eukaryota; Metazoa; Chordata; Actinopteri; Gobiiformes; Gobiidae
Source: the annotation of a GenBank genome assembly
AUGAUCAUAAUCCACUUCUGUUAUGAACUCAACAUUAACGCCGGGAACAAUGGGAACGCUGGGAACGCCGGGAACGCUGGGAACACCUGGAACGCUGCGAACGCUGGGAACAAUGGGAACAAUGGGAACACUGGGAACGCCGGGAACGCUGGGAACACCUGGAACGCUGCGAACGCUGGGAACAAUGGGAACAAUGGGAACACCUGGAACGCUGGGAACAAUGGGAACAACUGGAACGCUGCGAACGCCGGGAACGCCGGGAACACUGGGAACAAUGGGAACGCCUGGAACGCUGCGAACGCCGGGAACACUGGGAACAAUGGGAACGCCUGGAACGCUGCGAACGCCGGGAACGCUGGGAACAAUGGGAACGCCUGGAACGCUGCGAACGCCGGGAACGCUGGGAACAAUGGGAACGCCUGGAACGCUGCGAACGCCGGGAACACUGGGAACAAUGGGAACGCCUGGAACGCUGCGAACGCCGGGAACGCUGGGAACAAUGGGAACGCCUGGAACGCUGCGAACGCCGGGAACGCACUCCUGCCUUUCUUCAUGUAG